Messenger RNA from Pipistrellus kuhlii (Kuhl's pipistrelle), 2126 nucleotides. RefSeq names its product transmembrane protein 213 (gene TMEM213). The transcript has 4 exons. Bases 542 to 859 code for a protein of 105 amino acids. NCBI's taxonomy places the organism in Eukaryota, Metazoa, Chordata, Mammalia, Chiroptera, Vespertilionidae. The record is from RefSeq and is a predicted model, not a curated record.
GCCCCUCUGCCUACAGUGCCCUCUUGGCUUGUCAAAAUUCUAUCCAUCCUUCAAGACCAACUCAAAUGCCACCUUCUCCCUGAGGCAUCCCGCCCGAGAUGUGGCCUCUUGCUGCUGAGAGCAAAAGCGCUUGGUCCUUCCCCAGUCAUUCCCGAAGCAGUGCUCUGUGUUCCAAUGGCAUGUGGGUACUUAAAGCGUUCUGAGGGUCGUUAUUCCCAGACUCUAGUUCAGUGCACACGGUAAGAGCUCAGGAAAUAGCGGGCUACACAGAAUAGGGAAUCCAGCACUACACCUGCACGUGGACGAGGCAGCAGACCCAUGAUGCAGGACCCAGCGGCACACAGACCUCCUCCCUCUCCUCUUAUUUCCCAGCACCAGCAAAGCAUGAGCUCAGGGAAGACUGCACACAUGGCCCCUCCCUUCUUGCCCCAGCCAACAGAGCUUGGCUUCCCUUCCCGAGAGCUCCUGCCGGACGGGACCCACACAGGCACAUGCCCCCGGUGCUCAGCACGCCUCCACCGCAGGAGCCUCUCCCUCCAGCAUGAAGCCUGCGCCCCCAGCUGCCCUGGUCCUCAGCCUGGUCUUCGCCUCCUUCCAAUCGGCUUGCUUGACAGAAACAAGCAGUGGCAACAACUCAACCUUGACCAACAACCACCACCCAGAUCCUGAGGCUCUGGAACAGUGCCACAAUGUGGACUUUUGCCCACAAGCAUCCCGGUGCUGCCACGCUGGAGUGGACGAGUACGGCUGGAUCGCGGCCGCUGUUGGCUGGAGCCUCUGGUUUCUCACCCUCAUCCUGCUCUGUGUGGAUAAACUGAUGAAGUUAACCCCAGAUGAGCCCAAGGACUUGCAAGCAUGAGACGCACAAUCAAAGUCCCACGAGUGCCAGCCACCACCCAGCUGUGGAUAACAGCAGGCAUGGAGCAGCGCCAAUGUGGUUUCUUGUAAAGUCAUUUUCACCUUUAAACGUCAGUUACUUUUUAAAGGGAAGGAAGACAGAAAGGGGCUCCAAAGAAAAGAAUGCCAGUGCUGCCAAUUCCAAGAGGCAGGUGGGCCUCUGAGCUCCCAUAACCUCCUUUCUUCAGAGAGUCUCUGUGGGAUUUCCUUCCGUUUAAACCAUGGCCUCCCUCUGGGCUCCAAGGCAGAGCACAACAAACGUAAGACUUGAUCUUCCAGUCAACACAUUUGAAAUUAAACGUAUAACCUUCUCACCGAACAGAGGUCAUUGUCAUCUGUCCUCAUUUCAGUCAAGGGCAUCCCUGUCCCUUCAAAAUGUAAGGAUCCCCAUCGACACCCCCUAAGUCCUCACCCGCAUGUCCAGUGCUUCCCCUGCUCUGUGCUCACCCCCAUGACUAUACCUUCCAUGCCUAAGCUGUCCCAUCCUCCCUGCCAGCAGCCUGCUUCCGGGCCCCACACAUUGACCCUGCAUUAUUCCCGUGAUACUUCCUUCGGUUCUCGCCGCUUUCAGGAUCUUUCUCCCCACGGGCAGCUGUCACACGGCCUGGCAUUGAGCUCUUCCCAUGAGUCCAACCAUCCGACUCCCUGCCCAGGGCUGGGGGGCUCUGGUUGGCCCACUCCUCCAUUGGAUGGAUGUCUUUCCUGGCUCCACUGCUCUUCACCUCCACCUCCCAACUCCAUCUCCAGAACAAAGGCCAUUGCUCUGCCUGGAAGCUUUCUGAUCCUCUCAGGGGACCUGGAGCUGGUGCUCUUAGCUACGGGGCCCUGAGGGGCGGCCAUCACGCAGAGACCUGCUCACAGUGAGGUUAUACUCCUGGGGCACAGAGAGCUUCUAGGGAUGCUUGUCUGGUGAAGGAAGGAACCAAUGAGUCCUCGCCCCAGAUGAACUUAGGACCAUCUUUUUGCAUUCAGAGCCUCCAUCUUUCUAUCAAUGGUGAAAACAACCAAACUUUCAAAGAAGCCAGGUGGCUUGAUUCCUGUUCUCUCCGUGACUCACUCAGCAGGAGGAUGUGGCUGGAGGCUGUGAAGUCUGCAGUGGGGCUGGAGGAGAAGAGGGUGGCUCAUCAGUAGGCAGGAAGAACAAAGCGGCUCUUUCUUUAUGGAGCAAUGGCUGCCCUUUGUCAGGACCAUAUACUUAGAUGGGUUCUACUCUAAAUCAUCAAAAUAUA